AGACGCUCUGGGCGGUCGCGCGGGAAGGCGACUCUGUUCCUUCCCCCCGGCAGACGGCUUCUGGGCAGACGAGUGCCCGAGGGCGGCUGCGAACUGCGAUGGCUAUAUGUCGCGUUCUUCUAUCUCUCGCCGUUAUGUUCCCCUUGACACGCUGACCAAGGUGUCCUCCAUGCUGAUCCCGCCGCAGCUCCUGUGCUAUAACUUGCAUUGACUCGUGCGCAGUCUCUACACCCGGCCUCGAGCCUGCUACUACUAUGGCUACAGCACGCACACGCCACAUCCCACCCAGAAGCCUCAGCCUGCCCGUAGGACCCCUGCCCAUGUCGCCACCCUCCGCGUCGUCGUCCAUGUCGGGCUCUUCGCUCUCACCCACCUCACCCAGCUCCAUAGCGAAGAAGAGUUCGUUGCUGCACCUGAGUUACCACAGUCACGCGCCAUCAAGUUCGGCCGCCUCGACCUCCAGCGGGUCGACGUCGAAGAGCUUCGGCACGAGCCUGCUCGAGGCGUACCACGAAUGGAAGGAAGCGGACGACGCCCUCCAACGCCUACAACUCGAAGAACGCGAUCGGGACGAGUGCAGUGCCGAGCUUGCCGCCGCGAAGAAGCUGGUCGAGGGCCUGAAGACGGAGCAGGAUGCCGCGCGGUCGCCGGGGAAGCGGAAGGUGACGCGGAAGUCGUCGACGAUCGCGUUCUGGAAGCACAAGAACGCGCCGCAUGUGCCCUUCCAGGACGUCCCCGCGCCGGACAGCAACUUGGAAGACCUCGCGGAGGCGAGUGUGCGCGAGGCGGGGCUCGAGCGGGAGAGCCACCGGCGCACGACGAAGGUACGCCCGGCGGUCGAGGCGACGAAGGCGUUGGCGGCGACCCUCGAUGGCUGCUAUGAUAAGCUGAGGAGGAUGCUUGACGGAGGCCCCCUCCCGUCGUGGCGGUUCACUGAGGGGAAUGAACAGGCCAUCAUACGAGCAGAGAAGACCGUCACCGCUCGUGAACAGUCAUAUGAGGAUUGCGUUGCCACCACGGAAGUGCUCAAACGGGCGCGUCUUGCCGUCCAGUCCGCUCACCACCACUACACCGAAGCGAUGAACCUCCUCGACAGCGUCUGCAGCCCGAGCCGGAACGGCUUCAUGGCUGCCCUAGGCGACGAGCAAAGCAAAGCACAGACAUACCGAGAAGCGGCAGUGUGGUCUCAGAAGGCACAUCUCUGCCUGCAAUCGUGUCUGGAAGCGCUCAAGCCCCACAUGGAGCUGCUGGACCACGAGCAGAUCGUCGCGGCGGAGCAGCUGAAGGAGGUGGGGCUCCUCCAAGGCGUCAGGCUCUACGACCUCAUGUACGGCGGGAAGGCACUCGCCUUCGGCAUCACACAGCAAGUGGGCAUCAUGGUCGGCAAGCUCGACGCGAUCUACCGACUCCUCACGAAUUUCGCUGUCGCGGUGCAGAACUUCACGGAGAACUGCCAGAGCGUGCAGGAGGCCGCGCGGCAUAGCCGGGACGUCGCCCGGCGGGAGCUCGUCGCGCUCUGGAUGAGCGACAGCUCGCAUGCAUACAGUGCGGGUCGCCAUAGGAAUGGCACCGUGUAACUUCUCCCUAUUAUCCUUCCCUUCCUCUCUGGCCUUCUUUGACGUGCUCUCUCGUUCUCUUCUUAGUCUCGUGCGGGUUGUUUUGAUGAUCUAGAUUAUUGCUUCAGCUUACUUGGUUGGGUCUCUACUGUUCUGCUGUUUUCUUGCUUAUUACCACACUCGUUAAGUCUCUGUUGUGUACUGAUCCCUCUGCAGAAGUUCCAAAAAUUGUUGUACUGUCCCGUAACUAGUCGACAUCCUUACAGAUGUGACCUUAGUCAAUAGAAUAGAAUCCUGUAUACCAUUCGAGCUGCAUCGCGUGCUACGCAGUGCACUCCAGACUUAUGGAGUUCUACCGUCUCCGAUGGAUGCACGCGUAAAUCGCCGCUUGCGUUCUCUC
Fomitopsis serialis is the source of this 1956-nucleotide messenger RNA. RefSeq lists its product as uncharacterized. Lineage: Eukaryota; Fungi; Basidiomycota; Agaricomycetes; Polyporales; Fomitopsidaceae. The transcript has 7 exons. Bases 255 to 1577 code for a protein of 440 amino acids. The record is from RefSeq and is a predicted model, not a curated record.